UCAUUUUAGAACUUUAAUAACAAACAAAAUCCAGCUUGUCCAGCAUAAGGUCACACUUGGCUGAGAUAUCCUAACCUAACAACCAAACACUCCUCCGAGAGAAUUACUGAAGCGGCGAAGCCUUAAAAACCUCCAAAGAGCAGCGAAGCAGAGAGCAGAAGACAGCUAGAGUUAGCUUGCUUUGGUUUCUCUCUAAUUAAUCAAUCGGUGGGUUUAGGGGCAAAAUGGGAAACGAAGCAAAAAACACCAACAACACAACCGGUAGCAGCAGCAGCAGCGUAGGAGGAGGCGGAGGAUUCAGGGCGAGAAUGGAGCACUACAUGUACAGCGGUGACAAGAAGCACGUGAUGGCUGGCAUCGCCAUCAUCGCCAUCAUUUUUGGUGCCCCUUGGUUUCUCACGAACCGAGGAACAAAGCAUCAGUCACACCAAGAUUACUUGGAAAAAGCUGACAAAGCAAGGAGUCAACGACUUUCUUCUUCUAAAUAAUAGUUGAGUUCUUUGAUCAAGUUAAAGUGUUUCCUUCAGUAACUUAUUGAUAAUCAGCAUGGAAGCUCUUGCUGCCUUGUAUUCUUUGAUCAUCUUAUUGAUAAAUCAACAUUUUUGCCUCUGGUGUCUGUUUGACCAAAUUAUCUUUUCUAGGAAUAAAUUUUCAAUCAAACUUAAGAUUGAUGUAGUUUUUUAUUAUUAAGUAUUGUUUUAUUUUGUUUUUAAUUUUUUAAACCUGUCUUGUGGAUGUUUAUUAGAUGUAAUCGAAUCGAUCAUAAAUGAAUUUUGUUAUGUUCAUAAUCUA
Molecule: messenger RNA, 792 nt
Organism: Durio zibethinus
Lineage: Eukaryota; Viridiplantae; Streptophyta; Magnoliopsida; Malvales; Malvaceae
Source: RefSeq, a predicted model, not a curated record